Molecule: messenger RNA, 1308 nt
Organism: Rhizopus microsporus ATCC 52813
Lineage: Eukaryota; Fungi; Mucoromycota; Mucoromycetes; Mucorales; Rhizopodaceae
Product: DEAD-domain-containing protein
Exons: 3
Coding region: 1-1308 (435 amino acids)
Biological process (GO): maturation of LSU-rRNA from tricistronic rRNA transcript (SSU-rRNA, 5.8S rRNA, LSU-rRNA)
Cellular component (GO): nucleolus
Molecular function (GO): RNA helicase activity; ATP binding; nucleic acid binding
Source: RefSeq, a predicted model, not a curated record
AUGACAGAAGUUCAGGCACGGACUAUUCCACCUCUUAUGGCAGGUAGAGACGUCUUGGGUGCUGCAAAGACUGGAUCAGGCAAGACAUUAGCAUUCUUGAUCCCAGCUGUUGAGAUCCUGUAUCGUUUAAAGUUCAAACCUAGAAACGGUACAGGUGCAGUCAUCGUUUCACCCACAAGAGAAUUGGCAUUGCAGAUUUUUGGUGUUGCCAAGGAAUUGUUAAAGUAUCAUCAAAUGACCUUUGGUAUUGUCAUUGGUGGUGCUAAUAGAAAGGCAGAAGCAGACAAGUUGGUAAAAGGUGUCAACCUGUUGGUGGCUACACCAGGUCGACUGUUAGAUCAUUUACAAAAUACCCGUGGAUUUGUAUACAAGAAUUUGAAGGCAUUGAUUAUUGAUGAAGCAGAUCGUAUAUUGGAAAUUGGUUUCGAAGACGAAAUGAGACAGAUUGUCAAUAUAUUGCCAUCAGAACGACAGACCAUGUUAUUCUCUGCUACUCAAACAACCAAGGUUCAAGAUUUGGCCCGUAUUUCAUUAAAAAAGGGACCAUUGUAUAUCAACGUCCAUGAAAAUCGAGAUACCUCAACAGCCGAUGGAUUGGAGCAAGGAUACGUUGUCUGUGAUUCUGAUCGUCGAUUUUUACUGCUAUUUACCUUUUUAAGAAAGAAUUUGAAGAAGAAAGUGAUUGUGUUCUUUUCAAGCUGUAAUUCUGUGAAAUAUCAUGCUGAACUAUUGAAUUACAUUGAUGUGCCCGUAUUGGCUUUACAUGGUAAGCAAAAGCAACAGAAACGAACAAAUACCUUUUUUGAAUUCUGUAAUGCGGAAAGGGGUAUUUUGUUAUGUACAGAUGUUGCAGCCAGAGGAUUAGAUAUUCCAGCAGUAGACUGGAUCAUUCAGUUUGACCCACCUGAUGAUCCUCGUGACUACAUUCAUCGUGUAGGUCGUACGGCCCGUGCGGGAGGCCAGGGAAAGAGCUUAUUAUUUUUAUUACCAAGCGAACUUGGCUUUUUAAGAUAUUUAAAACACGCCAAGGUGCCAUUAAACGAGUACCAAUUCCCUUCCAACAAGAUAGCCAAUGUACAAGGACAAUUAGAAAAACUGAUAGAAAAGAAUUAUUAUCUGAACCAAUCUGCCAAGGAUGGUUAUCGAUCCUAUCUCCAUGCUUAUGCUUCAUUCAGCUUAAAAAAGAUUUUCGAUAUCAACAACUUGGAUCUAGCAAAAGUGGCCAAAGCCUUUGGUUUUGCUACACCACCCAAAGUCAAUCUGGGUUCAAUAAAGCAAUUGAAGCAGACAGCAGAAGACAAGCAAUAA